Messenger RNA from Corylus avellana, 1233 nucleotides. Its product is annotated as protein DEEPER ROOTING 1. Gene Ontology annotation, biological process: regulation of growth; gravitropism. NCBI's taxonomy places the organism in Eukaryota, Viridiplantae, Streptophyta, Magnoliopsida, Fagales, Betulaceae. The record is from RefSeq and is a predicted model, not a curated record.
GCAAAACGCCAUCUUGAAUUUUAAACUCCCAAAGCUCCAUUUUCCAUUGCCUUUUAAGAUUGGCCUUCAGCACCUCAGUUUCUCCAAACACCGCCACUUCUUUCCAUCCAUACCCUUUCAAAGAGCUCUCAAAUCUGCUGUGAAAAUGAAGCUUUUUAGUUGGAUGCAAAAUAAGCUCAACGGGAAACCAGGAAACAAAAGAGCUCAUACACCUUCAGCUACUACUAAUCAUCAUGUGAAACAAGAGCCUCGUGAAGAAUUCAAUGACUGGCCCCAUGGCUUGCUUGCCAUUGGAACUUUUGGAAACAAUGAUUUGAAAGAAAAUCCAAAAACCCAAAAUACCCAAGACGAUCCAUCUUCAUCAAAAGAUCAAAUACUAGAUUUUACUCCCGAAGAAGUUGGGAAGUUACAGAAGGAGCUCACAAAGCUCUUGACACGUAAACCAAACGUGGAGAAGGAGAUUGCUGAUCUUCCUUUGGAUAGAUUCCUCAAUUGCCCAUCAAGCUUGGAGGUUGAUCGAAGAAUUAGCAACGCACUUUGCAAUGAUUCGGAUGAUCAUAGAGAUGAAGAUAUCGACCGUACGAUCAGUGUCAUACUUGGUAGAUGUAAAGACAUUUGCUCAGAUCAUAAUAACAAGAAAGCCAUUGGGAAGAAAUCAAUUUCUUUCCUUCUCAAGAAGAUGUUUGUUUGUUCCAGUGGGUUCACACCAGCUCCCAGUUUAAGAGAUACCCUUCAUGAGUCAAGAAUGGAGAAGCUUUUGAGAGUAAUGCUUCACAAGAAGAUGAACCCACAAAGUUAUUCUCGGCCAUCAUCAAUGAAGAGAUAUAUAGAGGACAAAGAGAUGCCAAAGAGGGAGAAUGAUGAUGAAAUGCAGGAGAAGAGCAAUGACAGAUGCAAAUGGGUGAAGACAGAUUCUGAAUAUAUUGUUCUAGAGAUAUGAAUCUGCCUUCCAUCUUUGCUAUAAUAUCAUUUCAAUUGCAAGAUUCAAAUGUUUAAGAAACAUGAAGAAACUUUUUAAUGGCGCCUCUUGAUCAGAGGGCCAGAAAAUGUAUGAUCGAUAUCCAGAUGGUGUCUCUUUUUUGGGACGGUGUUUCCCCUUUUUUUUUUUCAUGCUUUGUAUCUGUGGACACAGUACAACGCAUGCUAUGAGAUAUCGUCAAACGGAUUUCUGGAGUUUGUACUGACAAAGCCAGACAUUAUCUACAUUUUUCACCAUAUUUUACAUUACUUUUU